Molecule: messenger RNA, 2910 nt
Organism: Sphenostylis stenocarpa
Lineage: Eukaryota; Viridiplantae; Streptophyta; Magnoliopsida; Fabales; Fabaceae
Source: the annotation of a GenBank genome assembly
AUGAAAGUAGCUGUGGUUUCACGUCAACUGAGCAACCUAAUUUUCAACAAAGGCAUUUUGGAGGAUCUCAAAAAUGAUGUUAAGAAACUGCAAAACCAAAGGCAAAAGGUGCUAGAAAAUCUUACUUGGGAAUCUGAUGAAUUCAAAACUAAAAGUGGGUGGUCAAAUAAAGUUGAUGAAGUUCUAGGACAAUGGAAUGAAUUCUUGGCCUACUACGAAGGCAAAGGUACUUGCACAAAUUUUUUGUGUCGGUACAAGGUUGGUAAACAAUCAAGAAAAUUUCAACCAGUUAUUUCACAAUUACUUGAAAAAGGAGAUUCUCAUCUAUCUGCGAAACCAGCAAAAGAUUACGAAGGACCAAAAUCAAGAGAUGAUACAAUACAAGAUGUUAUGGAGGCCCUAAAGAACCCUCUUAUCCAAGCAGUUGGAGUAUGGGGGUUGGGUGGUAUAGGCACAACCUCAAUAGCCCAGCAUAUUGAAGGGAAAGCAAAAGAACAAAACUUGUUUACUGCAGUGGUUGUCUUAACUGUAACUGAGAAGCCAAAUGUGGAGCAAGUUCAAAAGGUUAUUGCAGAUGAAUUGGGAGUGCAUUUCAAUGAGGAAAACCUUGUGAAAAGAAGAAACAAAUUACGUCAGAGAAUAAAGAAGGAGCAAAACACUCUCAUCAUAGUUGUUGAUACGUGGGGGGAAUUGAACCCACAAGAAUUUGACUUGGAGGAAUUUGGAGUUCCUUUGGGUAAUGAACAUGAAGGGUGCAAAUUAUUGCUGACAUCAGCAAAUUUGAAUUUCAUACAAAAUUUGAAGGUUGACCCUAAGCCUAUAGUGUUUCAAUUAGAAGUAUUACAAGAAGAAGAGGCUCAGAUAUUGUUUGAGAAGAUGGUUGGAGGUGUUGCUCAAGAUCCCGAGGCAAAAUCCAUUGUAAUAGAAAUAGUCAGAAGUUGUAAAGGUUCCAUUUCUUUAAUCUAUGCAGUAGCAAAGGCAUUGGAAAAUAAGGGCCUAGAUGCCUUGAUUCAGUUGAAGGAAAAUGUUUCACCAACAAACCUAUUGUCCCAUUGUUUAGAAAAUGUGGAACUCAAAUUAUUUUUGUUACUUGUUAUUAUUCGGGGAAGAAGGUUUAUUAACAGGUAUAACAUCUACAUAGACAUGUGGGCAGGUUUAUUCAAAAAUCUCGAAACAGCGGAAGCUGCAAGAAAUAAGCGUGAUUCUCUGAUUAGUGAUCUGAAGGCCUAUGGUCUUCUGGUUGAAAGAGAAAAGGAAUGGAUCAAAAUAGAUGACUAUAUAUGGCACACUGCUUAUUCAAUAGCCCAACAUUAUCUAAAAGCUUCAAUGAUCUCCAGAGAAUGGCCACCUGAAGAAUUGCUACAAGAUUUUAGCUUCUGCAACAUACAUCUUGUGACUGGUUUGAUGGUUCCAGAUAGGUUGCAAUGUCCAAACUUGCAAUAUCUUUCGAUAAGAAGGGACAAUUCCUCAAUAGAUGUUCCAGAUUCCUUUUUUGAGGAGACUAAACUUCUGAAAGUGCUCGAUUUUGUUUCUUUUAAUUGUCCAAAGCUGCCAGUUAGUUUUGUUUUUUUAAAGGACCUUGAAGCAUUAUCCAUGUAUAGAUGCAAUUUGAGAGAUAUUACUAAAGUUGGCGAGCUCACAAACCUACGAAUGCUUGGCCUCCUUGAAAGUAAUAUCCAACAAUUGCCUGCGCAAAUUGGACAGCUUCAGAAGUUGCUUUUCUUGGAUUUAAGGAAAACACAUCUCAAUGUGAUUCCACCCAAUGUCCUGUCCAACUUGACAAGCCUGGAAGAAUUAUAUUUGACAAAAUCCUUCUGUAAUUGGGAGAUUGAAAUGUCUACCAAUGAAAACAAGAAUGCAAGCUUGAAAGAGCUUACAAACUUAAAACACUUAGCAUAUAUAGAAGACUUGUAUGUUCCUGAUCCUCAUGCAUGGCCUGAGGACCUGUGCUUUGAAAAUUUAAGAUCAUAUACAAUUUUCAUUGGGGAUAGGUGGGACCAAGCAAAUGAUGGUGAUCAUGAAUUGAAGACAUUGAAACUGAAGCUCAACAGAACGUUUCAGUCAGAGGAUGGAAUAAAAAAGAUGCUGAAAAAUGUUGAGGUUUUGCACCUGGAUACGCUGAAUGGUGUCCAGAAUGUUCUUAAUGAUAUGGAGUGUGAAGGAUUUCCACAUCUGCAGUCUCUCUUUAUUCAAAACAAUGCUGAAGUCAAAUGCUUAGCAACAGGAUCAGGUAAUGAUCCUCUUGAUGCUUUCCCCAACUUGGAGUCUCUUUCUCUCAACAUGCUAUCCAAUUUGGAGCACAUAUGCCAUGGUGGUGCUUUAACUGAAAAGUAUUUCUUCAAACUAAAAGUUAUCAAAGUAGAAAAAUGUAAUAACAUGGGAUGUCUCUUUUCAAAAUCAAUGAUCGAUGGCCUUCCUCAUCUUGCUGAUUUGGAAGUUUCACAGUGCAAAUCCAUCAAGGUAAUUGUGCUCAUAGAAGGUGAAAAGAAUCCUUGCAUGGAAUUUCCUGAAUUAUGCUCUCUAACCUUACAAGGACUCCCAGCAUUAAUGAGUUUCUGCUUAAGUGAAGGAUCUUCUUCCACUGAUACAUCCCCACUUUUUCAUGAAAAGGUUUCUUGCCCUAACCUGGAGACAAUGGUGAUUUCCAAGGUUAGUAAAUUGAGAACAAUAUGGGCUGACUGGUGGUAUGAUGUAGGAAAUUCAUUUUGUAAACUGAAAAACGUAAAUAUCACAGAUUGUGAGAAAUUGACGAAUGUUUUUCCCGUUUGUCUUUCCGAAAAUCUUGAUAAUUUGAAGAUGUUAGAGAGACAAUUCGAGGAAAAAUGGUUUGCCACCGUUGGCAAAGCACCCAACGACCGUACUGAACGCGAAACAAUGAAAAAGUAUUUGGAAGAAUAUUUAAAUAUGUAG